This is a messenger RNA of Carassius auratus (goldfish), 1861 nucleotides long. RefSeq names its product mitochondrial sodium/calcium exchanger protein-like. The transcript has 15 exons. Gene Ontology annotation, molecular function: calcium:sodium antiporter activity. Gene Ontology annotation, cellular component: membrane. NCBI's taxonomy places the organism in Eukaryota, Metazoa, Chordata, Actinopteri, Cypriniformes, Cyprinidae. The record is from RefSeq and is a predicted model, not a curated record. Gene Ontology annotation, biological process: calcium export from the mitochondrion; intracellular calcium ion homeostasis. Bases 21 to 1670 code for a protein of 549 amino acids.
ACACAUCGUCCCUCUUGGGAAUGUCUGGCGUUCAGACAAGACCUGCAGAAGCUACACCGAACCGAGACGAGUGUGAUGUGGUGAUGAACCUGUCUGCCAGUCAGAGAUGUGAGUUUGUGAAGAAUACACCGGACUGUGCUUCAGAUGAAGGGUUCAUCAAAUACCCUGUGGUCACCUUUUGCCUGUUCCCACCUAAUCUGCUGCCCCUAGCCAUCACUCUCUAUGUCCUCUGGCUGUUUGUUCUGUUCCUUCUUCUUGGGCUGAUUGCAUCAGACUUUUUCUGCCCAAACCUCUCAGCCAUUUCUUCCACACUAAGCUUGACUCAUAAUGUGGCCGGAGUAACAUUCCUGGCACUUGGAAAUGGGGCUCCAGAUGUGUUCAGUGCCAUGGCUGCUUUUUCUCACCCUCAGACUGCUGGUCUUGCCAUUGGAGCACUGUUUGGGGCGGGAAUCUUUGUCACAACAGUGGUAGCUGGAAGCAUUGCUCUGGUUAAGCCUUUCACUGUGGCGUCCCGUCCAUUCCUUCGUGAUGUCAUUUUCUACAUGGCAGCUGUGUUUUGGACCUUCAUGAUCCUAUAUAAAGGCCAUAUUUCCAUGGGAGAAGCCGUGGGUUAUCUGGGGCUGUAUAUUGUAUAUGUUUUGACUGUGAUUGUUAGUGCAUAUGUUUACAAUCGUCAGAAGCAUCAACUGAAUGGAUCGGCCCAGACCUCAGGCAGUGAACGGGGAGAGAUUCUUCCAUCUGAUGCAUAUAGAGAAAUUCCGAAUGCCAGCAUACAAGCACACGAUGAUGGAGAGUAUGAGCCUUUGCUGCCUUACACUCGAUCCACUGCUCAGAUCUUCCUGAAUGCCAUUAACCCGGUGGACAGCCGGACCUGGAGGAGACAGCACUGGAGUGCCAAAGUCCUCAAAGUGAUCAAGGUGCCUGUAGAAGUGCUGUUAUUGUUGACCGUUCCUGUGGUGGACACAGAUAAGGAAGAUCACAACUGGAAACGACCUCUGAACUCUCUGCACAUAAUCACUGGGCCUCUGGUGUGUGUACUUACCUUCCAGUCGGGAAAGUAUGGCUUACUGCUGAUUGAAGGAGAAGUUCCAGUGUGGGUGCUCAUACUCUGCAUCGGAGUCUUCCUCUCGGGCAUAGUCUUCUUCACUACCACAAAUGAGCGUCCUCCUAAAUAUCACUUUCUCUAUUCUCUGCUAGGUUUUGUGGUCAGUGCGCUGUGGAUCAGCACUGUGGCGUCUGAGAUUGUUAGUGUGCUGCACCUGCUGGGUAUUGUUCUCAGUCUGAGCAACACUGUACUGGGCCUCACCUUGUUAGCCUGGGGCAACAGCAUUGGAGAUUGCUUUGCAGACAUUACUAUAGCCCGUCAGGGAUACCCACGGAUGGCCAUCUCUGCCUGUUUCGGAGGCAUUAUCUUCAACAUGCUGUUUGGUGUGGGUCUGGGCUGCCUGCUGCAAAUCUUUCAGACUAAUAACGUUGUGAUGCUGGAACCAGAGGGGAUGCUGUGCUGGGUUCUCUCCGGAGCACUGGGUCUGUCUCUCGUCCUCUCCUUCAUACUGGUUCCUCUUCAGUGUUUUCACCUGAGCAGAUUCUAUGGCAUUUUUCUACUGAUCUUCUACAUCGUCUUCCUCCUCGUUGCUCUGCUCACUGAGUUUAGAGUUAUCCAAUUCUGACAUCAGCAGAAACAUUAAACAAAGGCAAAACAUUCAUAGAAAUGUAUAAGAAUAGAUAUAUAUUUGUAAAUGUCUUUUUUUGAAGAUCAUGAGCCAGUAGUACUCUAGUUAAAUUGUUUGAACAAAUUUUGAAUUAUGAAAUUGAAAUUAUUACAAAAUAUUUUAAUUAAACGGGAUACUUGCAAAUAUGC